UUUGCAGCUGAAAGAUUAGGCAUCUGUGACUGGGAUUGUGGAUAUACAGCAACAGUUGAAGAGGAACUGAUCUGGACAUAAUUAAGAAACGAAAGGAUUAAGAUUUUCUUUGGUUGUUUACUCCUGUACAAACCAUGGCUUUGUUAAUUUUCUCACCGAGUGCACUGGGUGUGUGAUAUCUCGUUGCAAUUGCAUUUUCAGUCCCCAGUAAUAUACAUCUGUUUUUCAGUUCCAGCAAAAUGCAGAAGCAAGUGGAAGUCAGGAUGAGCGAGAGCCACAUCGAACCAAUCGUGGAGACUCCUGAGAAUCCCUGUAACACUUUCUGUGAAAAGAUAAUGAAGAACAUGGUCCUUACACUCACAAUCCUAGGUGUGUUUCUUGGUUCCAUUGCCGGAAUGCUCUUGCGGCACAUAUCACCUCUCCCUGCUGACGUUAUAAUGAUCAUUGCCUUCCCUGGGGAGAUCUUAAUGAGGAUGCUGAAAAUGCUUAUUUUACCUCUUGUGGUUUCCAGUCUGGUUACAGGACUUGCCGGUUUGGACGCCAAAUCGAGUGGUCGCUUGGGCUCCAGAGCAAUGGUGUACUACAUGUCAACAACAGUCAUCGCCGCUGUCCUGGGAGUAAUCCUUGUGCUGCUUAUCCAUCCUGGGAAUCCUAAACUGAGGGCUAACCUCGGAAUAGGAAAGAAGAAUGACGAAGUUUCCAGCGUUGACGCUUUGUUUGACCUCAUUCGAAACCUUUUCCCGGAGAAUCUGGUACAGGCCUGCUUCCAGCAGAUUCAGACAGUAACAACUAAAGUACCAGUACCAACCAACAGGACUAGAGCACCUCCGCAGUUCACAGUUAAGAGGUCGCUGCAGUUCAAAAGUGGGAUGAAUGUCCUGGGUUUGAUUGGAUUUUUUGUGAGUUUCGGAGUCAUUAUGGGGAAAAUGGGAGAGAAGGCCAAGCUAAUGUUGGAGUUUUUCAACGUUCUGAAUGAGAUUAUUAUGAAGAUUGUGAGCGCAAUUAUGUGGUAUUCUCCUGUCGGUAUUGCCUGCCUUAUCUGUGGAAAGAUCAUCUCCAUUGCUGACUUGGAGAUGGUUGCAAAGCAGUUGGGGAUGUACAUGGUGACUGUGAUAGUAGGCCUCAUCAUUCAUGGAGGAAUUUUCCUUCCACUAAUCUAUUUUGUGAUAGUAAGGAAAAAUCCCUUCACGUUCUUUAUGGGAAUAUUCCAGGCUUGGGUCACGGCUCUUGGAACAGCAUCCAGUGCCGGUACAUUGCCUGUGACAUUCAGGUGCUUGGAGGACAACCUGGGCAUUGACAAGAGAGUCACUCGCUUCGUCCUCCCUGUUGGUGCUACCAUCAACAUGGAUGGCACAGCCCUCUACGAGGCUGUGGCUGCCAUCUUCAUUGCUCAGAUGAAUGGGAUUGAGCUGGAUUGGGGCCAGAUAGUCACUGUCAGUAUGACAGCUACCUUGGCCAGUGUUGGAGCAGCCAGCAUUCCCAGUGCUGGACUUGUGACCAUGCUCCUGAUCCUGACGGCGGUGGGGUUGCCCACACAGGACAUCAGCCUCUUGGUUGCUGUCGACUGGCUUCUCGAUCGUUUCCGUACCUCAGUCAAUGUGGUAGGGGACUCCUAUGGAGCAGGUAUUGUGUACCACCUUUCCAAGGAUGAACUGGACACAUUUGAUGCCCAACAGUGUCGGAUGGAUGACUUUGAGAUGGCAAAGACACAAUCCUUCUUUGAAAACAACACCAACCAGAAUGUAUAUGCUCACCACAACUCAAUCUUGAUAAACGACUGCAAGGUUACUAACGGCAAAAAUGGCAAGACUCAAGAGUUUUCUCUUAUUGAGGAGGAACCGUGGAACUUUGGGUAAACAUGUUCAACACCUUACCCCCUGGGUUUCGCCAGAAUUACGUUUCUGUGGAAGUGGCUAUACAAACACUAAGAAAAUGUACACACAGAAAGUGAACUAAUUCAACAGAGGAUGGGUACUCUACUGCAAGAACAAACUUUCUGCACGUCUUUGAGAGAAAUCUGUUAACCUUCUGAGCGGACACUGAAGGAUUUCUUGUAUUAGCACCUUGUAUUUGGUCAUGCAUCUGCACAAACUGUUUUGAACUUGUGCAUUUCAUGCAACUCUGCAAACAAAUUAAACAACCACUCUCAGGGCCUUAAAUGUGGCUUCCUUCUGUCUUGUCAAGAAAAAACACCAAUUUUUAUUCUGCAUCUCAUUUUUCUUGCAUCAAUUUUUUUUUCUUUUUCUCAGGCUUGAGAAUAAAAGCAAUACAGGUGUCGGAACAAUGACCUUGCCAGUAAAAUUUAUAACAAGGGUGAGAAAAAAAAAUACAUUGAACGUUUAAAUUCUAUAAGGGCUAAAGGUAGGAUUUCUGGUAUGCUAUCUUGUACUUAAACGUUAAACCAAAGGUUAACAAAACUUUAAAAAGGACAAACUGAAUGAAACAGUUUAAAGUGCAGGGACCUUUGACUGUGAUUUAUAGGAUUAUACCUGGAUGUCACACACGUUCAAAGCCUAAGUGGAAAAGCUUAGGACUUAGAGGGAGUGGCUUCUAAAAGUGGCAACGAACAGUACAGAAUGUGAUGCAGAGGGUAAAUCUCAAAACGAGUGCAUUAAGGAUGCCCUCUUUAAUCAUUUAUUUAUCUAGAUCUUUGUUGUAUGUACGCUCUUUAUAAGCAAAGGCACCAAGAGUCUGUAUGGCUGUGCUCAUGAAAUGAUCUGUGAUCAUGUUCCUGGGAGGAAUGCAGGAUGGAGAAGGCUGGUGGAUCAGUGAGAUAAAUCUAAAAGGCUCGUCUCUGAAAACUCUCAG
Messenger RNA from Nothobranchius furzeri (turquoise killifish), 2808 nucleotides. RefSeq names its product excitatory amino acid transporter 2. The record is from RefSeq and is a predicted model, not a curated record. Gene Ontology annotation, molecular function: L-glutamate transmembrane transporter activity; glutamate:sodium symporter activity; neutral L-amino acid transmembrane transporter activity. Gene Ontology annotation, biological process: L-aspartate transmembrane transport; L-glutamate import across plasma membrane. Lineage: Eukaryota; Metazoa; Chordata; Actinopteri; Cyprinodontiformes; Nothobranchiidae. Gene Ontology annotation, cellular component: plasma membrane.